AUGUAAUCAAUGGACCAUUUUAAAAACAAAGUGGACUUCACGAAGAUGAUAAAAGCAAUUCUCGAGCAGCGCAAAAGGGGCCAGAGUUUUGGCUUCAUGUGCUCUAAUUGACCAAGAUUGGCAAGGCCGAGUAAAGCACUCAAUGGAGCUUUAAGCCGACAGUUCUAUCAAACCGUCGAUUGAUGGAGCCAUUAGAAGAGAUAACAGCUCUCAACAGCAAGGGUUAAUAAAGCAAGAUGCUGGUAAACUUUGCAAUUUGUUUUCUGCUCGUAUUCGCCGGUCACGCCGAGUGUGAUCGGAUUUUGGGUCUUUUUCCGUACCCGAGCCGCAGUCACCUGAGCGUUUACUCAACGUUGACAAAGGCCCUUGCGGCGAGGGGCCACGAGCUGGUCGUGGUCAGUCCCUACCCGCUGGCAAACCCGCCGUCCAACUACACAGACGUGGACACCAUGCCUGCGGUCAAGGCCUUCCACGACGCUGUGUUCUCGGCCGAUGUUUACGAGUUUGCCGAUUUUCCGCUUCAUUUCAUUUUGACCUCGUUCUGGGACGAAGGGUUAAUGGUCACUGAUGCAUUUUUGCAAUAUGAAAAGGUUCAAAAUCUUUUAAAAGACAAACGGGGCUUUGAUCUAGUGAUUGCUGAAGCUUUUAUUGAUGAGGCUGUUUACACAUUUGCACAACAUUUCAAAGCUCCUCUCAUAUUGAUCUCUUCAAUGAACGGCCUUCAUUGGAUCAACUACGCUGUAGGCAACCCGACACCGUGGUCGUAUUAUCCAAACCCAAUGUUAACUUACAUAGACCGCAUGGAUUUCUCAGAACGCCUCAGGAACUUUUUAUUUUCAGCCGCCUGGGAUUUAGGAAAUCAACUUCAUUAUUUCCCAAAACAAAACCAGCUUCAACAAAAGUAUUUUGGAUCUGGAUAUCCGGACGUGCGUGAAAUUCAAAACUCAGUGAGUCUCAUUUUGCUGAACGCGCAUUUCACCAUGACUUUUCCGCGACCACUCGUUCCGGCAAUCGUCGAAGUCGGCGGGAUGCACGUCAGUCCAAAAAACAAAAAGCUGCCUGAAGACAUGCAGCAAUUUUUGGACGGCGCCACGGAAGGCGCGAUUUACUUUUCAAUGGGUUCGAAUUUGCGCAGUGAUUUGAUGCCCGCCGAAAAAAUUCAGCAAAUCCUGGCCGCGUUCGCCAAAAUCCCGCAGCGGGUGUUGUGGAAGUGGGAAUCGGAAAACUUGCCAAAUCAGCCGCCCAACGUGAAAAUCGGCAAGUGGAUGCCUCAGCAAGAUAUUCUCGCCCAUCCAAACGUACGCGUUUUUAUAACGCACGGAGGGUUGCUGAGUGCCCAGGAGGCGGCGUUUCAUGGAGUGGCCCUGAUCGGAAUUCCAAUUUUCGGAGAUCAAAUGCUUAACGUUAAGCAGGCGGAGAGGGCGGGAUACGCCGUAGUCGUAAAUUACCAGAACAUCUCACAGGAAGCAUUCUCGUGGGCCAUAGAGAGAGCUCUUCACGAUGAAAGAAUUCAAACCGAGGCAAAGAGGCGGGCAAGGGUGGUUCGAGACCAACCGCAAACGCCCCUGGAGAGAGCGGUCUUCUGGACGGAAUACGUCCUCCGACACAAAGGGGCACCUCAUUUGCAGUCGGCGGCCGUUUCCCUAGAGUGGUAUCAAUUGAAUCUGCUCGACGUCUAUGUAUUCAUUGCAAGUGUUCUGCUCUCGUUCGCUUUCCUGCUGCGGUUUUGUCUCCAAAAGCUAAUACGUGCUUGUUCAAGAGCAAAAGUGAAGUCAGAAUAAAUAUGAAUCUGAACACACAAAAAUAUGA
Molecule: messenger RNA, 1809 nt
Organism: Neocloeon triangulifer
Lineage: Eukaryota; Metazoa; Arthropoda; Insecta; Ephemeroptera; Baetidae
Product: UDP-glycosyltransferase UGT5-like
Exons: 7
Coding region: 237-1781 (514 amino acids)
Molecular function (GO): UDP-glycosyltransferase activity
Source: RefSeq, a predicted model, not a curated record